CCUUUUCGAUUGCUGACGACCAGUUUCCAAAAUAUGAGUUUUAAAAAAUACUUUCUUAAAUACUCGACUUGUAUUUUUAUAUACAUUUUAUUUUGCAUCACGUUAAUUGUUUUGAAAAUAAGUUACACUUCUUCACGGGUUUCUAAAGUGAGGAUCAAUCAUUAUAAAACCAUACCACUGGUCAUCAAUAAUCGAGAGUUGGAGAAAAAAGAAUUUGAAGAGCUAACUUUGAAUACAACUCUUGAUCCUCAAAUAAUUGAUACAGCAGUUCAGCGUGUUUAUAGUGUAUGUGAAAAAUAUAACAAAAGUACAGCACUUGAACGAAUGCAUUAUUUUUAUUCAUCGAGACACAAUUCGUUGUUCUGUUGGAUAAGAAAAGUUGCUUCUACAAGUUUUACUAAGUUAUUUGCUGAUUUGCGUGGUGUUCAAAUACUUGGAAAUUAUUACAAACAAAUAGAAGUAUUAGUUCCAGAAAGUUUGGAAGAAUUUUUAAAUUUAAUUGACGAUACCGAUGUGUUUAAAUUUAUCGCAGUAAGACAUCCUUUUGAUCGACUUGUUUCUGCAUACAGAAGUCGAAUUGAAGAUAAUACCAGACAUACAUCACAAGCAUGGAUGUAUGUACCUAGAAUAUUUUACAUCACACGGCCUAAUUUAUUUCAUUUCAAUAAAACGACUGGUACUCCGCUAGAACAAAUUUUCUACAACGAUCGACGGCUCAAACUGAUCCCAACCUUUCGAGAAUUUGUGACCUGGCUUCUCGAGCAGCCUGAUGAGCAAGAUGAUCCUCACUGGAGUAAAUACCAAUCUCAUUGUUCAAUUUGCCAAAUGUCUUUUGAUUAUAUUUUAAAAUUAGACAAUUAUACGACUAGCGAUCUUGAUUAUAUAUUAACUAAAUUAGGUGAUAAAAGACGAUGGAAGCUACCAAGACUAGGAAAGAGUCACGAUGGAAUAACGACUUACCCUAAAACAUGCAGUUAUUUAUCAUCAUUGUCAAUAGAAAUGUUUAAUAAAUUAUUCGAACGAUACAAAAUCGAUUUUGAGAUGUUUGAUUACGACUACAGUAUUUAUAAAUCUUGUAUUACCAAAUAA
This is a messenger RNA of Cotesia congregata, 1089 nucleotides long. NCBI's taxonomy places the organism in Eukaryota, Metazoa, Arthropoda, Insecta, Hymenoptera, Braconidae. The record is from the annotation of a GenBank genome assembly.